AUGUCUGGUAAAAGUGUCAAGAAAAAGGAACCGGCCAGCGCCGCCGUUCCAGAAACGUUUGACUUGGAGCAGCAGUUUAUUCUGCGACUGCCACAGGAAGCAGCUGCACAACUUCAUGAAGACCUCAAAGAGACUUCCAAUGUCCAACUGAAGGACAAGCUCAGUAUCGAGCUGGACCCAAACAUGAGACAUGGUUACGUGCGAUACGGUGGUGAUAUUUACUACGCCAAACUUGUAGAUCUUCCGUCUGUGAUUGAGUCGCUGAAAACGGUCGACAAGAAAACCUUUUACAAAACUGCAGACAUUUCUCAGAUGUUGUAUUGUAAAUCAGAGGAGGACUGGAUCAAAGAUGAGAAUGAUAGUCCCCGCAAGAAGGAUAAGGACAAGAAAUAUGCCUGGAACCAUGGAAUUACUCCAUCCCUAAAGAAUGUCAGAAAAAGGAGGUUUCGCAAGACACUGAAAAAGAAGUACAUGGACCAACCUGAGGUGGAAAAAGAAGUGAGAAGAUUAUUCAGAUAUGACUCUGAUGCCAUUGAUGUCAAGUUUGAAAUCAUUGUUGAUGAUGAAAAAUGUUUGUCAGAUUCUGGCAUGUCACAGACGUUGGACCCAUCAGCUUCAGCAUCAAACUCCCAAACCCACUUGGCCAGAAUGGAUACGGGCACAUCUCUGGAUGUUGCAUCUUUCUUCGGUGAGCUGAGUUCUUCAGAAGAAGAAGAUGACGAUGAGAAAGAUGUCAACAUAAUGGACAGUGGGGAGGAUGAUAUGUCAAGAGGACCAACAACACCAAGGGGUCGAAUGGCAGCCUUGGAUAGGGCUGUCUCCGACAGUCAGGAAGUUGGCAUGACGGACAACGAGACAGCUGAACUGCAGGAGAAGCUGAAGGAGCUGGUCAAGCAGCUGGAUGAAAUCAGGGAAAGGAGAUCACAAGAGGAGGACCAGGUUGCCACUCAGGAGGAUGACAUGCUCAAAAGUGUAAUGCAAGAGAGAUUGAACAAAAUAGUUCAGGAGGAAAAUGAAAAAGAACGAGAGUUGGAAAUUUUGUCAGCCAUGUUAAACCAGUGA
Candidula unifasciata is the source of this 1062-nucleotide messenger RNA. The record is from the annotation of a GenBank genome assembly. NCBI's taxonomy places the organism in Eukaryota, Metazoa, Mollusca, Gastropoda, Stylommatophora, Geomitridae.